Molecule: messenger RNA, 430 nt
Organism: Momordica charantia (bitter melon)
Lineage: Eukaryota; Viridiplantae; Streptophyta; Magnoliopsida; Cucurbitales; Cucurbitaceae
Product: glycine-rich protein
Molecular function (GO): phosphatidic acid binding
Source: RefSeq, a predicted model, not a curated record
ACUACGAGCGGCGGGACGAUGAUGAUGAGCGUCGAUAUGGCUACGGUGGGGAAGAGGGCUAUGGCCGGAAGAAAUAUGGUGGGGAUUCUGAUGAGGAGGAAAAGCACAGCCGUCGCCACCACCGCAGGAACUAUGACGAUGAGUGAGAUCCAUUGGAUGGCAUUUGGUCGGCGUUCUGAGGUAGCUGCUACUAAAUAAAAUGUUGGAACGCCGCCUAUUUUCCAACUAUUUCCAUGAUCCUGCUGUCUGUUUCAUUGUCUGUUUCAUUGUGAUCCACUGCUCAAUGUUUGUUUGUUCGUUUGUUUUGUGGUUUUGUCUGAUGUUUUUCGGACAUUACAAAAACCAAAUCCCUUGUUGUUGUUGUCAUCUUACUUCUUGUACUUUGAACUUCUGUUACUUUAAUGAAGUUUAUUAUUAUAAUGUUUGGAUA